AUGUCUGUAGGGUUCGGGUUUUCUGUUGGUGAUUUCCUCGCGGCUCUCAGACUUGUCGGAACUGUCAUUGAUGCUCUCCGUGAGUCGUCCAACUCAGGAUCAACAUACCGCGAGCUUCUCAAUGAGCUCUACUCCCUCGAGACAGCGCUCCUGCGCGUCAAGCGCAUCGAUCUUGACGGAUCUCAGCACGCUGAGAAAAUCGCAUUGCAACAGGCCGCCGCGCAAUGUCAGAGAACGAUUGAUUCCUUCUGGAAGAAGGUCGAGAAAUAUCAACCGCAUCUGCAAGGCGGUGGAACAAGUUCAAAGCUCAAGGAUGGGUGGAGCAGGAUAAAGUGGGCUGUUUGCCGUAAAGAUGAUAUACAAAACUUCCGGGCUGAGAUCGCAGCCCACACCAGCUCCAUUGAGGUCUUGCUGUUGACCGUCCAAAUGAACGCCACCACCAUGCACGCUCGCGCUGAGCAGCGCCAAUACGGGACCCUGGCGGGGAAGAUACAAGCGUUAUCAAAUCAAGGCAUGAGCAAGCUCGCUAUUAUCGCCGAUAGCAUCGCCCAAAGCGUCCAGCAGGGGGGACGCCUGCUUGAGACAAGCGAAAAGGUCCAACGCCAGCAGCCUGUCUACAUGAUUGAUGCGUUCAACAAGGAGAGUCCCUUUCACCUGGAAUUUGUCCGGUCUGCCGAAGCCUUGAUUUCAAUCCUCAAGGUGAACUUCAAAGCGUCUGGCUGCGGACCGGGAAUGAUUGACAGAGGUGAAUUCCUCAUAGAGGAGUCCGGUACUCAGAAUUUGAUUGACAUUUCUAAACCUUGGGAAACAUGCUUUUAUCCGGGACAGCGUGUAGCCAUGUGUAUGCUCUUUAAAGAAAAACGCGUGCGAGCAUCUUGCCCAAGAUGUGGAGCGGAAUUCCAGGGCCCAACGGAUAAGGAGGUAGAAUGCAUUACUUGUGGAACCGUAUUUUGUCGGGUUAAGGAACCGAGCCGAGCGGUGCAAACACCCACGUGGAAGGAUAUUCAUCCCGAUGAGCAUGUGCCCCUGCACCCGGGGAAAAUGAACCAGCCCGGAAAGAGGAAACAUCGGGAGAACGAUGAACCCGAUAUUCAGAUGUUUCGACGCGUCCGUAUCAUUAAUCCAAUGGAAUUCGCCCGGCCAGAUACAGGUUUGAUCACAAAACACAACCUUUUCUUGAGAAUGAAGGGCGCCAUUCCAGGGGACCUUUGGAAGUGCACACGAGAUCAGGCACUGGACCUGUGUAGGGCUGAGGAAUUGCCUAAACAGCAAGGGCUCAGGAAGAUCCGUGGUUCAGUGGUUUCCUUAACAUGA
This is a messenger RNA of Coccidioides immitis RS, 1314 nucleotides long. RefSeq lists its product as uncharacterized. The transcript has 3 exons. Bases 1 to 1314 code for a protein of 437 amino acids. Lineage: Eukaryota; Fungi; Ascomycota; Eurotiomycetes; Onygenales; Onygenaceae. The record is from RefSeq and is a predicted model, not a curated record.